This is a messenger RNA of Arctia plantaginis, 285 nucleotides long. Lineage: Eukaryota; Metazoa; Arthropoda; Insecta; Lepidoptera; Erebidae. The record is from the annotation of a GenBank genome assembly.
AUGUUUGUUAGCGAUCUUGAUAUCACGGCUCAGUUGGAAAACAUUAACAUAAGGAUAGACAAAGACAAUAUGCAACCUAAAGCCGACAGACCUCCCGUGUGCCCGAAGGGUCAACUGCCACAGUUACAUCUAACACCGUCAGUCGGUGGGCAAAAAAGAAGCGACGUGUCACAACAAACUUCGAAUAACCCGUGGCUACUAAAACCUCAGCAUGAAAUUCCACCCACACCGCCGCCACAAGCCGACCCACAACCCCCUGAAUUUUUCCCCCAAAGAAUUGUGUAG